ACCAUCUUAAAAUGCAAAACGGGUAUAAAUAUCGAAUAUAACAGUCAGUUUGCCACGGAAUGGUAAAUAUCACGAUUGUUAUAUUAAAUAAUAGAUUUGAAUGCCGUAAACACUAUGUUAACAUGCUUUAGAUGUAACAGAUUGAAUGUCGUAAUAGACCAUAUUUACAAAUUGUCUUGUAUCUUAAUAUGUUUCCAGAUUACAUUGUUCAAAGUAAACAAUAGCAAUUAUAUAAGGUACGAGGCACCAAUACCUGGUGAACUGGUGACCGGAAGUAGCAUUGAGGUUGUAUUUAUACCCCAGGAGCCGUGGAAUCAGAUUGUUUUAAGUCUGUAUGACGACAGUGGGUCAAAUAAUGUCCUACAUACAUCUUUUCGGAGUGACUUAGACUUGAUCCACUUCAAUUCUAUAGUAUCUGGACAAUGGGCGGACAUGAAACAUGCUAAUGGCGUCGAAAUUAAGUCAGGCAGCGCUGCAAAGUUAACGGUGGAAAUUCUUACGGAUACAUUAAAGGUGUCUGUGAACGGCAAAGAGAAAUACAAUUACCAAGCUGUACUAAGUCCUAGUGUGGCACGAAAAAUACGUUUCUUUGCUGCUUUGGGGUCAAAUUGUUUGUUAAAGAGCAUUUGUUUUAAAGACUUGUAAAUAAACGUUAGUCCAAAGAAAAAAAGACCGUCGCAACAAUGUGCUUAAAAUACUUAGAAUAAUACAAUCAUGUAUAUCAAAAACAAAACUGCAAUUACACAAACGCUAGUGUUACUGACAAAUUUUACAUUGUUAUAUUUUGAUUUCAAUACCAUGCAUUUCUUGGCAUGUUUGAUGGAUAAACUAUAUAUUUAACAACAUUUUGUUUCUCUCCAAUAUCAUUUUAUGAAAUUUGAAAUGUUUUAGCGUCUGGAGCUCGGAUGUUAGUAAGAUGUAAGUCAGGAAAGGUUAUAUUUAGUCGGGUAACAUUUGUUUAUUGUCAGAUAUGUUAUUUUGUUCUUUCUCUCAGUAUUGUUUUAUGUUUUGGCACAUUAAGCAUUCGGAACUCCUCGGCUAUAAUUCAUAAUAACCUUGGAGUUAAUAUAGAUUGAAAGUAGUUCUAGCUGUUAACAGGAACAGAGAGUGUAAUCUUCGAUUAUGUAAAUCGAAUGUAUAUAUUUGACAUACAGAGGGAAAUAAAGUCCUUUCGGAACAAAUAUGAUUGAAAAGUCUAUCAGCCAUUUUUAAUUUACAAAUGCCAACAGAUGUACAAUUAUAAACAAAUUCGAUUUAAUAUCAACAGGUUGGUAUUUUGUACUGACGGUUUCUACAAUCAUAAUAUGUACUGUUUCGUAUGACACCUGUACUCAUUUUACUGCUGUUCCAGUACUGGUACUGGUUGGUUCCAGGAAGAGGACUCGAAAGUGAUUAAUAUAAGUUGCUAGAACUUGUUUCGCAAUAAAUAUGCUUAAAUAAAUAUGUUUAAAUCAACAGAUGUUGAAUGCUUAAAAUUGAAUUUCAAUGUUUUACA
This is a messenger RNA of Ruditapes philippinarum (Manila clam), 1495 nucleotides long. Its product is annotated as galectin-4-like. Gene Ontology annotation, molecular function: carbohydrate binding. The transcript is spliced from 3 exons. The coding region runs from base 115 to 645 and encodes 176 amino acids. NCBI's taxonomy places the organism in Eukaryota, Metazoa, Mollusca, Bivalvia, Venerida, Veneridae. The record is from RefSeq and is a predicted model, not a curated record.